Messenger RNA from Biomphalaria glabrata, 4233 nucleotides. RefSeq lists its product as uncharacterized. NCBI's taxonomy places the organism in Eukaryota, Metazoa, Mollusca, Gastropoda, Planorbidae. The coding region runs from base 389 to 2098 and encodes 569 amino acids. The record is from RefSeq and is a predicted model, not a curated record. The transcript has 2 exons.
AGAAAAAAAAAAUUUCUCUGUUUCUGUGUGUGUGACUGUGAACUGUGUGUGGUGUGUGUCUGACACUAGUCUCAGUCUGUCACACUACAGUCUCAUGAGUCUGUGCUUUGCUGUUGCUGCUUGCCAAAAAAAAAAAAAAUAACAAUAACUAGACUCUAAAUAACUUUUAUUAUAAUUGAAUCAAUACACUGUCAAUGGGGGGAAUGUGACAAUUACAUGUACUACGAUGUAGAUCUGCUCUAUGAUUCGAUCAAUUCGGUGUGAACCUGAACUGAAUCAGUUAAGGCUAAGGCACCAAAGGUUAUUGUCUUCUAAAAAUUAUCAAAGUAAUAAAGAGCAGCAACACAUCAAAUUUUAACUUCGACUUUACCAGCAGUCCUAAAUCAAUAUGAGAAUGUCAAAAGCUAGCUAUCUCAUCAAGAAUUUAGGCACCAUUAUUGUACCUGCUCUUCUGUUUUCACUUCUGGUGUUUCAGUUGCACAGAUGUAGAAGCAUAUUAGCCCUGAGAAACUCAUAUUUGUUAGAAACUUUGCCUAGUCCUGUUGAAUGGAUAUGGGAUGCUUUAAGUGGUUUGCAUAAUGAAUACAUCUUUGGUGAUCAAAGACUAGAAGAGAAACAAGCAGAUGCUGGGGUUGAAAAUGCUGUAUCACAGUCUGAUCAUCGCCACAGCACUUUGUUACCCAACGUGCCUUCACUGACAGUUCAUUAUCUUUGGUGCAUUGAUGCACAUUUUGAGAUGAGUCACUAUAUUCUUAUUCUUAGUGUCAUUCAUCAGCUGAGACCAGAUAAAAUAAUCAUCCAUUAUCGAACAAUGCCACGACCUGAUCCACAGGGGUACUGGCAUUGGUUAGAGGAUCUUCAAAGAAAUGUGAUAAUGCUAAGCCUGCGCCCACUGAAAAAUGCCAAAUAUUGUAGUCAUGAUCUAUCUGCAGGUGUGUCUCAAGAUGACUAUGACUUUACAGAUCCAUUUGGUGUAUUUAUUUUAGGAGAUAUUGCAGUUACAAAUCUGAGCCGGCUAGAUGUGGUUGCUUCAAUGUUGUUGUCUUUUUCCAGUAAAGAUUUUUCCAGUUUACACAUAGUCUCAGAAGAGGAGGAGCUAUUAAAAAGUCAGUUAUUUCUUGUUCCCGCAAAUGAGCCAUUUCAUAUUAGCCAAAGCCCUGGCAGAGUGGUAUUAUCAUGUCCAACUUCUGCCAUAGUGGACAAAAUGAAGACAGUUUCAAAUGUCACUUGUGUAACCAUGGACACAAACAUUAAUUUUGAUUUUCUUCUCAGGGCUAACUCAACUUUUUAUCGAUUUGCUAGAAGCAUGAUAUAUGGCUCACCCAACCUAGUUCAGAUUAGGAUGAGUUCUCACAUUCAAAUUCCAAACAUUGUUCAUAUUAUCUUAGUUGACGGGAUUGGGGAAGUAACGCCAUUACUUUAUGCAAGCAUCAAAAGUGCAUACAUCAAAGGGCAAGUAGAUUAUGUGUAUGUGCAUGGACCAAAGCCACCAAAAGGAAAAUUAUGGGAUAUGCUCCAUACUCAAGAUGAACUCAAAGUUCAUUACAUUCCUAUAGCAGCUGAAAAACUCAUGUUAAAAAAUUCUGCAAUGAAUUAUGGUCUAUUUAUCCUUCUGCAAUAUGGAGGUAUGAUGCAUUUUGGUGAUGUUAUCUUCAUGUCACCAAUACCAGAGGACAUUAUGCACUCCCCAGCAAUAGCCACACUUCAUUACAGUCAGUAUAGGUUGCGACAUCGCUCAACUAACACAGCAUUCUUAGCUUCUACUAAAGGCUCUAAAUUUAUUGAAUCCAUUCUUGUUACUUUAUCUCAAUCUGAGAUAUCUUGGCCUGAAGCCAGGGCAGAUGAUGUUGCCACCCAUGUGGGUGAACUAUACCCAGACUCUGUACUCUUGGAGGCAAAGCUUAUAUCCCACUUACAAUGUACACAAACUUGCCAGGUAUCUGGGGGCCAUAGUUUUCCAGCAUACACAGUAAGAAUGAUAUGGUCAGACAAUCCACCAAGUACUCUAGAUGAGUUGAAGCAUACAGAAGGACCUGCUAAAAAUGAUGUGAAACAAAUAAUAGAAACUGUCCAUCUUAUACAUAAUAAAAUUUUAUGAAACUAGCAAUUUAUGUUGAUAGAAAAAAUAAGAGCAUACAAACACAUCAGACCCAGGAAACAAAUCUGUAAAAACAAGAAAAUUAAUUUAAAAAAAACAACACUUUUCAUCAUUUGUCUGGAUCAUUCUGGAAAGGUAAAGAAAGAAAAAGAAGGGGCUGUCUGGGUAAAGUUAAUAUGAUUGCUUUUUAAAUGCAUUUUUAUUUUUUUUAAAUAUGACUUGAAUUCGAACUCACUUGCUAAGCCUCCUCAAGCCAAUACAAUAACCACCGUGCCAGCAUAGUGCUUAUGAAAAUAUAAGUUUAGUUUAGAACUUUUAAGCAACGCCUCUAGACACAAAGUAUAAAGGGGAGUAAUUCAACUUAUACAACCACAUGUCAAGUACAUUUUCCAAUUUCAUUCCCUUGUUUGAUUCUUGUUUCAAUUUAAUCUGAUAUUGUACCAGACAGACAGAGUGAGUUGAUUUAAGCUUUGUAAUUAAAACUUUUUUUCUAAUAGGAAGAAAAUUUAAACAAAGCUCUUCAUUCAGUAUUACUAAGACAGGAAUAAUUGGUUUCAUUACUCUGAGGAUCUGUGCAUCACUACAUGAUCCUCCUUAAGCUUGUUUGUUAUUUAUUUCUAUCCCUAACAAAAAUAGUGUUGCACUCUUUUUUCUGAUGUAAAUCAUAUUUUGUAGUCUAGCAAGCUAAUUCACUUUUUAAAUUACAAACUACACGAAUUUUGUCUCUAACAUUCCUGAUAAUGUGAUAUAUUAAAACAGCCAGGUGAUUGAAAAAUCUAUUUUUGUUGGCAUCAAUUUUUACUAGUUUAAAUUAUUAAAUUACACCUUUUCUGUGACAAUAUGCGUGAACAAAGACUUAAUACUUUGGUUUUUCUAUUCUUUAUCCGCAUAAAAUAUAUCCAUUUUAUAUAGAACAAUGCAUCUGCAACACAUUUGCCACUGUGGUAAUAAGUUACCAGUACUGUGACUAGUAUAUGUACAAAUAAUAUUUUUUCUUUUGUUUGAUUGUUAAUUGAUGUAUUCCAAAAGAUUGUAUACAAUGUAUAAAUUACUCACUUAUAUAGAUCAAUGAAAGUUUGCCAGGAAAUUGGCAAAAGUUUUGGAAACACUCUUGAAGCUCAUUUUCUUGAAAUGUAAUCUAAGCAUUGAAUAUUUUAUUCAAAAGUUGAGCUAUAUUUUAUACUUGUGACAUGUAUAUAUAUAUCAAUAUUUAUUGUUAAUAAAGUAAUAAUAAUAUUUCUACAUCUUGUCAUGUUCUGUUAUAUUUCAAGAUAGUAUAUUGUUACAGUUAUGUUGUGCCAUUUUAUUUAACUAUAUUUAUUUAUAAUGGUUUUAAAUUUGGUUAAUGAUAUUACAUGAAAAAAUGUUUUAACAUGUAUAUGUUGAAAAUAUUCUUAGUUAAAAUAUCAUAAUGAACUUAGUUUUUUAAAUACAAUAACUAGAUUUUUGCUUUUACUCUUUCUUAAGUAUACGAACAAAUUGAAUGUUAGGCAUCUACAGAGACAAAUAAUUCAAAGUCCUCACAUGAAUGUUUGUAACUAGGCCUAUAUCUCUAUUACAUUUCUAGUUUUACAAGAAUGUUACAAUGUCAGUUCCUUUAGUAAUUUUUAUUUCCGAAUGAAAAGAAAAAGGAAUAAAUGGGCAUAGCUACAUUUUCUUUCUAAUGUAGCAUAAUGUUAUAAAUCCAAAAAAAAAAAAAGUUUUUUCCCUUUUUAUUCCAUUUUAAAGAUCACUUAAAAAUUGUCUUUUUCUUUAAGAAGCAUUAAAUUUUUUCAUAUAUAGAAAAUAUAUUAAUUUAUUUACCAGUAUUCUUUUGCUUCAACAGCAUAAUUCGAAAUCUGAUUUUUUUUUCAAAGUCUUUAGAACUUGACACUCGCUCAAACCAUAUAAAAUCAUAUAUGUAAUGUAUUUUUAAUCUGAGUUUUUUUUUUUUAAUUAAGCAUUCAUAAUCUUUCAUUAGUAGUACAGCUACAUACAUUUUAUUUUUUUAUACUUAAAAUGCAUUAUAACUAAUGUUCUACAAUUUUGAAAAGUAACUUUUAGAUGUCUGAUCAUUGUACAAAUCAUUUCAUUUAUUUAUUGAUAUUUUUAUUAUUAUCAUUUCAAUAAACCUAUUUUGUAUCUGAACUUAAAAA